AUUGUUAUGUUCGCUUUUUGUGGCAUAGAAUGUCACUUUUUUGAGUAAGUGGAUCAGAAUGCCAGAGGGGUUGAAGAUUUCGCAGAGCGUGUCCCCGGCGACAAGGGCGGGUGCGGGAGACAUCUCAGAGAGGGAGCUGAGCAGGGAACUUUGCCACUUGACCACUCCGCCUGCGCGUUUACAAAGAACUUACCAUAAGAAGCAGUUGUUUUCGACGCCAGUUAACAAGUUUACUGCAAAGACCUCAGUCCCAAGUGCCAACUUGGAAAGGAUUCGCAGCUGUUUAGACGAGUACCGGACUCCGUCGAAGCCUGCUAAAAUAGGGCCUAAAGCUGUUUCUUUGGAGGACUUGACGCCUACUAAGAAAAUCAAAAGUGAAACAUUACUUUCCAACAGUAAAGAUGGUAAUUUGCAUAUUGUGAAGUCACCCGGACUGCACGGUAUCGCUGAAGAGCAUGCUGCUGCGAGGAUUGGGAAAUUUAUGCUGUUAGUUUCAUGGAGAAGGCGACGCGAAGAAAUUAGGUGUGUGCGAAAAACUUUGGAGUUUCAGGUAAGCUGUUCUGAACGGCUACGUAUCCAAGUCUGCACCCUUAAGUCUUUGCUGGACUCUGACAAUGCUAAAGUGCGUUUGGCGAUAAGAGAGUUGGAAAGACUGAAGCAGCUGCUGAAAGAAAAAGAACUGGAGAAAUCUAUCCUAGAGAAGGAAAAAUACGCGUUGGAACAAGAUGUGUGCGCUGCAGAAGAUCGCGCGUCUGAAAUAAGUAUUGGCUGGCGCGACUGUCGCGGCGAGCUGGAGCACGCGCGCGCCGCGCUGGCCGCGUGCGAGCGCGCGCUGGCGCUGGAGCGCGCCGAGCUCACCGGCGUGCGCGCGCAGCUGGACCGCUCCAGCGACAGGGUGACUGCUUUUGGAACUAACGCUUCCUUACACGCACUUGACUUGGCCAGCGACCUGAUAGCCUCAUUGGAAGACGAUUUAACGCAUCACGAGACGUUGCUAUCGGCCAGCGAGGCGCAAGUGACGAUGUUGCACAACGAGAUUAACAAAAUGCAAGAACAACUUGAUCAGUCUCGCGAGGAACUGCGACUCGAGCGGGAAGCCCACGAGCAGUGCUCACACGAGCGCUCGGCCCUGAGCGCGCGCGUGUCCGGGCUCGCGCUGGAGGUGGCCGCGCUCCGGGUGCAGCUGGAGCGCGAGCGGCUCGCCUGGUGGCCGCGGCCGCUCACCAGAAUGCUCGGAGUAGCGCGAUCUUGGAUGCGCAAUCCGAUGUCUCUACCUGAAGUCGUUCUGUGGACUCUCAUCCCGGCAAGACGUGGUUGUUAA
Molecule: messenger RNA, 1321 nt
Organism: Melitaea cinxia (Glanville fritillary)
Lineage: Eukaryota; Metazoa; Arthropoda; Insecta; Lepidoptera; Nymphalidae
Product: rootletin-like
Exons: 10
Coding region: 59-1321 (420 amino acids)
Source: RefSeq, a predicted model, not a curated record